AGGUAGGGCCUACAUUAUACACUUGCAUGCAUCCAGGAUCUCGACGCAAAGUAAACUAGAUCUAGAGCUCAGCAAUGGCCAGAAUUAACGCUAGUAAUCGGGCCACAGGCCUUCUGUUUUUUGCUGGAAACAGCCAUCCAGAAUUGGCAAAUUCCGUUGCAAGGCGCCUGGGAGUAGAAUUGGGUCAGGUGGAUGUUUACACACAAGAUAACAAAGAAACAAAAGUACAAAUUCAAGAAUCAGUAAGAGGCAAAGACAUUUUCAUACUGCAGACUGGAGCAAAAGAUGUGAAUAAUGCGAUCAUGGAGCUACUGAUCAUAGCGUAUGCUUGUAAGACAUCAUGUGCACGGUCCAUCGUAGCUGUUAUCCCAUACCUUCCGUACAGUAAGCAGAGUCAGAUGAGGAAAAGAGGUUCCAUUGUUGCCAAGCUGCUUGCCACUAUGCUCUGCAAAUCUGGUGUGACACAUGUAAUCACGAUGGACCUACAUCAUAAAGAGAUCCAAGGCUUCUUUGACGUUCCUGUAGACAACCUCAGAGCUUCCCCAUUCUUGGUCCAAUACAUUCAAGAACAUAUUCCUGAUUGGAGAAAUGCUGUGAUAGUUGCUCGCAAUCCUGCUUCAGCAAACAGGGCUACAUCCUAUGCUGAGAGGCUACGUCUAGGAUUAGCUGUGAUCCAUGGAGAGCAGAAAGAAUCUGAAUCUGACAGGAUUGAUGGCCGCCAUUCUCCGCCCCCUGUGGCAUCAGGGAGUAGCAGUCAGGCUCUAGGAAUGCCUGGGCUUCCUUUGUUCACACCCAAAGAGAAACCACCCAUCAAUGUUGUAGGAGACGUAGGAGGAAGGAUUGCCAUUAUUGUUGAUGACAUGAUCGAUGAGGCAGAAUCCUUUGUAGCAGCAGCUGAACUAGUCAAGGAGAGAGGAGCCUAUAAGAUUUACAUCAUCGCUACACAUGGUCUCUUGUCUUCUGAAUCACCCAAGAUUAUUGAGGAUUCCUGCAUUGAUGAGGUGAUUGUAACAAACACGGUGUCACAUGACCUCCAGCGUCUGCAGUGCAGCAAGCUGCGGACCGUCGACAUCAGCCUCCUCCUCUCAGAAUCCAUCAGGAGAAUACAUUACGGAGAGUCCAUGUCGUAUCUCUUCAGGAACAUCCCACUUGAAGACUGAGGUUGGAUGUUAUUGGGCAUUUAUUAACGAGUACUGUACAGAGAUAUCAAUCUCCAUUCUAAUUUACGUGUAUUUCAAUGACAAAUUUCAAAACUGUCAAACGGGCGGGACUUUUGUUAAACUCUUUUGUGAAUUGUUAAAUCUUUACUUGUUGUGGAGUGAAAACCAGACUGCCACAUUGUUUGGUGUAUAUGAUUCAUGUACACUGUACAUGUGUGUGGCAAAAGUUGACAGCAGCAAUCCACUCUCUGUUGCAUGGGUCAACCAAAGCAUGUCAAGCUUGAAAGCUGAUGUUAUGGCCUGAAAAUUUUGCAACACACCAGAAUAUCCAUAUAAAUUCUAAUUCAGUUAUUUGGAGACGUUAACAUUUCACGGUUUUGACCCACUCACUUAAUUUGCCAAAAUGCCAUGGUUUUACAGUAUUAUGAAAUAGCUAGUGUCGCCAUGAGUUUUCUGUGCAUAUUAUGUGAGUUAGGGUUUCAGUUAAUGCACGAGCAGAUAGGAGGGAUCACCAUAGCUUUGUAGCAAUAAUUAAUUCAUCAAUGUAUUUAUUUCUCAUCCACUUUUACUCAAUAUCGAAUAUCAUUUCUCAUUCUAAACUCUACGAGGCUUUGUAUGGUUACCAAGUGGACUAUGCCUCAGUCAUCACUUACCAAAUUUAUUGCAUAAAAACCUGGAUUGUUUUUCAAUAUUACUUCUUUUCUUGAUGCGCUAUCAUCUUUAUGAAGGUAGUAUAGACGAUCACAUCAAACUAUGGAUUGUUUUUCCUUUUUGCUGUUGAAAUUCCACCUGUAUGGCAACACUAGUUAAUAAAAGAUACACAUAUUCCUUUCUCCUGUCUAUUUCUCUGUUCACAAUUAUCAGCCUUGAUGGUACAUUUUGUUUAUGUUUUCCUAUAUUUCUUCUUUUUACUUUAUCAAAAAGUAUGUGUGCUUGGAUGUAUAUACUAUUAUAAGUCUCGUGUUGGUUGUCAUUCUAAUGAAAAUAAGAUUUUCUUCUCCUUCAUCAAGUGCUGUACACAGUACAUGAAGAUCACAAGACGCAGAAUGAUGGUAGAAAGUGAUCAUCUACUACAUAUCAAUACCUGAACCAAUUUGUGAAAGUAAAUUGCCAAGAGGCUUGUAGUUGGAGAAUGAAAUAAUAUCCUGAUAAGCACAACCUUGUUUAGGUAUACAGCGGUAAAUCACGGCAGGAUUUGUGUUUUUUAAUUACUUGAAGUUUAACACGCUUCUCAUUUGUGUAUCAUAUACACAGAGUUAUUUAUGCAUACUGGUACAACCUUUGCUGCAUGCACGUGCCAUUGACUUACCCUUUCAAAAAAACAGCAUUAUCUCUAAAUAUUAGGUAGUGGUUUAACGUGGCAUGUCUGAACAGCCUUUAGUCGUACAGAUUGAAUAAUUGCAACCUUAAAGUAUUAAACAAUCGGAACUUCAUUUGGGCUUGAGGCUGAACACAGAAGACAACGAUUCAAAAUUGUUCAGUAUGGCUGGACGUGGUACAUGUACUGUAUAUGACAAUUAUUUCAUACUUGUAUGAUAUCAACAUUUCAUGUUGGUUCUUUUGCUUUUUCGUUGUUACAUUUUUUCCGCAAUAAUAAAGGGGGUGGUGGGUGGACAAGAAUUACAUUUUUUUUUUCUUCAUAAAAGGCUGAUUGGAAUUAGGGUUUAGCCAAGGUAGAAUGCACCGGUUGCAUUUAAAUUCAUUGCUUCUAGACUCGAUGCUUUCAU
Molecule: messenger RNA, 2887 nt
Organism: Strongylocentrotus purpuratus (purple sea urchin)
Lineage: Eukaryota; Metazoa; Echinodermata; Echinoidea; Camarodonta; Strongylocentrotidae
Product: phosphoribosyl pyrophosphate synthase-associated protein 2
Exons: 9
Coding region: 75-1160 (361 amino acids)
Biological process (GO): purine nucleotide biosynthetic process; 5-phosphoribose 1-diphosphate biosynthetic process
Cellular component (GO): cytoplasm; ribose phosphate diphosphokinase complex
Molecular function (GO): magnesium ion binding; ribose phosphate diphosphokinase activity
Source: RefSeq, a predicted model, not a curated record